AAUCUUUGAAUUUCGUACAAAAUAUCGCUAUGCUAAAUUUCGACAAAUAGGCUUGAAAUCCCCUCCACCUCAUAACAUUAAAGUUUCAAAAGGAAGCGUGCACAUUGUAGCAUCACGUGGUUAUAUAGAAUUUCUUAUCAUGGAUCGCCGAUCACAGGAUUUUACUAAAUGGGUUCGGGAUACAAGAAACCCAGAUGAAACAUUAUUUUCAACAAUGAAUCACAACCCACAUCUGAGAGUACCUGGUUCUUUCAACGAAUGGCAUUAUAACAGAACACGAGAUGAAUAUAAUGGAAAAUAUGUAUUUAGUGCUAAAGCCUAUGAAAACAUGUCAGAAGUCCUUUUACGGAUACAAUAA
Octopus bimaculoides (California two-spot octopus) is the source of this 358-nucleotide messenger RNA. Its product is annotated as beta-1,3-galactosyl-O-glycosyl-glycoprotein beta-1,6-N-acetylglucosaminyltransferase 3. The record is from RefSeq and is a predicted model, not a curated record. Lineage: Eukaryota; Metazoa; Mollusca; Cephalopoda; Octopoda; Octopodidae.